Helianthus annuus (common sunflower) is the source of this 1105-nucleotide messenger RNA. RefSeq lists its product as uncharacterized. The transcript has 2 exons. The coding region runs from base 365 to 955 and encodes 196 amino acids. The record is from RefSeq and is a predicted model, not a curated record. Lineage: Eukaryota; Viridiplantae; Streptophyta; Magnoliopsida; Asterales; Asteraceae.
CUCAGCACACAACUACAGAACAUUUGUUCUCCCUCCCUCGUUCACUCAUUGAUGACUGGCAACCGGAGCCGAGUCCGAUCGGUUCUCCGGCUCCUCGUUUUUUCUGACACCGAGCACGCCCACACCCACCAUCCUCCUGCCCGGCAAACAAACCCCUGCUCUAUCUUGAUGUCACACCGGUGAGCGGUCGGUUUUCCAGCGUCUCCGGUCUCCGGUGACACCAACAUCCACCAGCAGACGACCCCCCCCUUUUCUUCGGUAAUCGCCGGCCACCACCAUUGGUGGCAGCGCACAGCGGUGGCAGCAGAGCCCGACGGCUCGAGGCAGUGGUGGAUCUGGAUGGCAGCAGCGCCCGGCGGCUCCGAUGAAGAUGAUGAUUAUGAUACCUGCUGAUAACGAUGUCGGUAGCGGCGCCGCCGUCUGCGGCAGUCUCUCGGUGGUGCUCGGGGUGACCAUCUCCAAGAAUCGACGGACUUGGGUUUGUGUCAGUUUUGGUCUCGAUAAAGUCUCGGGUCAGAUUCAACCGGUUAGAGUGUUGGUUCAAAGCAUUGGUUCAGAUUUGGUGAUGAUACGGAGUAUGCUUGGCUCGAGUUCCGGUUCAGGUUUCGGUUCCGGGUCAACCGCAUCAACACAGCAAGUUGACCGGUCAACGCUGGUCAACGAGGCCAACAUGUUCGGUUCGAUGAUCGGGUUCUCGACUCGGUCAACGGGUCAAAGUAGUCAACAUAAUGGUUCGGGUUCGCGACUCGGUCAAACCGAGUCAACUCGGUCAUACAUGGUCAACUCAGUGAGUCAACUCAGUCAACGACAGUCAAUGAUGGUCAAACUCAGUCAAACGAAGACCCGGUAUAGUUUAAACGAUGCAAAAGUUUUGUUUCGUUAUGCAGAUUAUAGUUAUACGCGACCGAGCUCGACCGUUACCUUUAGCGACUACUUACACUUUAUCUUGUCGUAAUUGAUAAAUUCUUAGUAUAUAUUGUUCGCAUUGAUUGAAUUAUAGUUGAGCUUUGAGAAAAUACGACGACUUUUUAUUGUCGGGUUAUUAAAAAAAACAGAGGAAACUCUGUCCGAUUUUUGUAAAAAUUUGAAACCAAAAUCUAAUUAU